CAUUACAUCACAGUCUUUUCUAUUGCAUGCUGUAGCUGUUCCAUUGCAUUCAAGAUGCCAAAACCUAUCUUAGGAUAUUGGGAUUUCCGAGGAUUUGGAGAACCUAUUAGGUACCUUCUUCAUUACUGCAAUGUUGAUUAUGAAGAACAGAAAUAUACUGUCCAAAACAGACAAGUUUGGGAUAAUAUUAAGCGCUCUCUGAAAUUAGAUUUUCCCAAUUUACCUUAUUACAUAGACGACAAGGUAAGAUUGUCUCAAAGCAAUACCAUAUUGAGAUACCUUUCCGAAAAGUACGACCUCGAUGGCAAGACUGAAGAAGAAAGACUGCGUGUCUCUUUGCUUGAGCAACAAAUUUAUGACUUACGUGAUAGCCUGAGACAUCUAACUUACAAUGGUCCUGAACAUUAUGCAAAACAUAUAGAAGAAUACAAGCGUAAACUCCCAGAACUAAUGCAAGAGGUUUCAGAUUUUCUUGGUGACAGAAAGUUCAUGGCUGGUGAUCGACUAACUUAUGUUGAUUUCAUGGCUUAUGACUGCAUUGACUUUUUCCGAUAUCUUAUUCCUGAUCUUCUGAAAGAUUUCCCAAAUUUGAGAAGUUUCCAGGAAAGAAUUCGAAGCUUACCUCAGUUGCAGAAUUAUUUCAACUCAUCAGAUUACAAACGCUGGCCCUUUUAUUCCCCUAAUGCUCAAUUUGGCGGAAAAGGUCCAGAACCGAAACAAGAGUAAUUUUUUUAUUAGCAUAUGCCUAUAAAAUUUUGAUGACUUUUUAAAUUCCUUUCUAUAUACUUGAAACUUUAAAUUUGCAUCAUCUUCAUUAAUUAUGAAAUUAUGGAAAACUCCAAAACGUAUGCCACAAAUUGACUAUGAUAUUUCCCUACCUUAUUGCAAUGUUAUGUCAGCAACAACUUAGGAUAGAAAUGUUAUCCAUCACAAAAUUUAUCAUGUAUCAUUCUGCUAUAAUUAAGUAAAUUGAAAAUAAAAUGCUUAAUUUGUUUUAGAAA
Messenger RNA from Argiope bruennichi, 1001 nucleotides. Its product is annotated as glutathione S-transferase Mu 1-like. The record is from RefSeq and is a predicted model, not a curated record. NCBI's taxonomy places the organism in Eukaryota, Metazoa, Arthropoda, Arachnida, Araneae, Araneidae. Gene Ontology annotation, molecular function: glutathione transferase activity. The transcript has a single exon. Bases 55 to 726 code for a protein of 223 amino acids. Gene Ontology annotation, biological process: glutathione metabolic process.